Nycticebus coucang (slow loris) is the source of this 4870-nucleotide messenger RNA. RefSeq names its product diaphanous related formin 1 (gene DIAPH1). Gene Ontology annotation, cellular component: cytoplasm; actin filament. NCBI's taxonomy places the organism in Eukaryota, Metazoa, Chordata, Mammalia, Primates, Lorisidae. The transcript has 28 exons. Gene Ontology annotation, biological process: actin cytoskeleton organization; actin filament polymerization. Gene Ontology annotation, molecular function: actin binding; microtubule binding; small GTPase binding. The coding region runs from base 35 to 3838 and encodes 1267 amino acids. The record is from RefSeq and is a predicted model, not a curated record.
UAGGCGCUGGUAACCGGUCAGCGCGAACCGGGACAUGGAGCCGCCCGGCGGGGCUGUGGGGCCCGGCCGCGGGACCCGGGAUAAGAAGAAGGGCCGGAGUCCAGACGAGCUGCCUGCGGCGGGUGGCGACGGCGGCAAAUCCAAGAAAUUUACUCUGAAGCGGCUCAUGGCAGAUGAGCUGGAGAGAUUCACCAGUAUGAGAAUUAAGAAGGAGAAGGAAAAGCCCAAUUCUGCUCAUAGAAAUUCUUCUGCAUCAUAUGGGGAUGAUCCCACAGCACAGUCGUUGCAAGAUGUUUCAGAUGAACAAGUUUUAGUUCUCUUUGAACAGAUGCUGCUGGAUAUGAAUUUGAAUGAAGAAAAACAGCAACCUUUGAGGGAAAAGGACAUCAUCAUUAAGAGGGAGAUGGUGUCCCAGUAUUUGCACACCUCCAAGGCUGGUAUGAGCCAAAAGGAAAGCUCCAGGUCUGCCAUGAUGUACAUUCAGGAGUUGAGGUCAGGCUUGCGGGAUAUGCCUCUGCUCAGUUGCCUGGAGUCACUUCGUGUAUCUCUCAACAACAACCCUGUCAGUUGGGUGCAAACCUUUGGUGCUGAGGGCCUGGCCUCCUUAUUAGAUAUCCUUAAACGACUUCAUGAUGAGAAAGAGGAGACUACUGGAAGCUAUGAUAGCCGGAAUAAGCAUGAGAUCAUUCGCUGCUUGAAAGCUUUUAUGAACAACAAGUUUGGAAUCAAGACCAUGUUGGAGACAGAAGAAGGAAUUCUACUGCUGGUCAGAGCCAUGGAUCCUGCUGUUCCCAGCAUGAUGAUCGAUGCCGCUAAGCUGCUUUCUGCUCUUUGUAUCCUGCCACAACCAGAGGACAUGAAUGAAAGGGUUUUGGAGGCGAUGACAGAAAGAGCUGAGAUGGAUGAGGUGGAACGUUUCCAGCCACUGCUGGAUGGAUUAAAAAGUGGGACCUCCAUUGCACUCAAGGUGGGAUGCCUACAGCUGAUCAAUGCUCUCAUCACUCCAGCUGAAGAACUUGACUUCCGAGUUCACAUUCGAAGUGAACUGAUGCGCUUGGGGUUACAUCAGGUGUUGCAGGACCUACGAGAGAUUGAAAAUGAUGAUAUGAGAGUGCAACUAAAUGUGUUUGAUGAACAAGGGGAAGAAGAUUCCUAUGACCUGAAGGGACGGCUGGAUGACAUUCGUAUGGAGAUGGAUGACUUUAAUGAAGUCUUCCAGAUUCUCUUAAACACAGUGAAAGAUUCGAAGGCAGAGCCAUACUUCCUGUCUAUUCUGCAGCACCUACUGUUGGUACGAAAUGACUAUGAGGCCAGACCACAGUAUUAUAAGUUGAUUGAAGAAUGUAUUUCUCAGAUAGUUUUGCACAAGAAUGGGGCUGAUCCUGACUUCAAGUGCCGGCAUCUUCAGGUUGAUAUUGAGGGAUUGAUCGAUCAAAUGAUUGAUAAAACAAAGGUGGAGAAAUCUGAAGCCAAAGCUACAGAGCUGGAAAAAAAGCUGGACUCAGAGUUAACAGCCCGACAUGAGCUACAGGUGGAAAUAAAAAAGAUGGAAAGUGACUUUGAGCAGAAGCUUCAGGAUCUUCAGGGAGAAAAGGAUACAUCGGAUUCUGAAAAGCAACAAAUUGCCACAGAGAAACAGAACCUAGAAGUAGAGGUGUCCCAGCUCACGGGAGAGGUUGCCAAGCUGUCAAAGGAACUGGAAGAUGCCAAGAAAGAAAUGGCCUCUCUCUCCGCUGUGGUCGUUGCUGUAGUUCCUUCUGCUCCUAGUAGUUCUACUGUUCCCCCUGCUCCUUUACCUGGUGACUCUGGCACUGUUAUUCCACCACCACCCCCUCCAUUACCAGGAGGGGUUAGCAUACCACUCCCACCUCCUCUUCCUGGGAGUAUUACCAUUCCUCCUCCACCACCACCUCCUCCUUUGCCUGGGGGUUCUGCCAUACCCCCACCCCCUCCUUUGCCUGGGGGUGCUGCCAUACCCCCACCCCCUCCUUUGCCUGGGUGUGCUGCCAUACCCCCACCCCCUCCUUUGCCUGGGGGUGCUGCCAUACCCCCACCCCCUCCUUUGCCUGGGGGUGCUGCCAUACCCCCACCCCCUCCUUUGCCUGGGGGUGCUGCCAUACCCCCACCCCCUCCUUUGCCUGGGGGUGCUACCAUACCCCCACCCCCUCCUUUGCCUGGGGGUGCUGCCAUACCCCCACCUCCUCCUCCCUUGCCUGGAGGACCAGGAAUGCCACCUCCCCCUCCCCCUUUUCCUGGUGGUCCUGGAAUCCCUCCACCCCCUCCAUUUCCUGGAGGUCCUGGCAUUCCUCCACCUCCACCGGGAAUGGGUAUGCCUCCACCUCCCCCCUUUGGAUUUGGAGUUCCUGCAGCCCCAGUUCUACCUUUUGGAUUAACCCCCAAAAAGCUUUAUAAGCCAGAGGUGCAGCUCCGGAGGCCAAAUUGGUCCAAGUUUGUGGCUGAGGACCUCUCCCAGGACUGCUUCUGGACAAAGGUGAAGGAGGACCGUUUUGAGAACAACGAACUUUUCGCCAAACUUACCCAUACCUUCUCUGCCCAGACCAAGACCAAGAAAGACCAGGAAGGUGGAGAAGAAAAGAAAUCUGUCCAAAAGAAGAAAGUGAAAGAGUUAAAGGUGUUAGAUUCAAAGACAGCUCAGAAUCUCUCAAUCUUUUUGGGUUCCUUCCGCAUGCCCUAUCAAGAGAUAAAGAAUGUCAUCCUGGAGGUGAAUGAGGCUGUUCUGACUGAGUCCAUGAUCCAGAACCUCAUUAAGCAGAUGCCAGAGCCAGAGCAGUUAAAAAUGCUUUCUGAACUGAAGGAUGAAUAUGAUGAUCUGGCUGAGUCAGAGCAGUUUGGUGUGGUGAUGGGAACGGUGCCUCGUCUGCGGCCUCGCCUCAAUGCCAUCCUCUUCAAGCUACAGUUCAGUGAACAAGUAGAAAAUAUCAAGCCAGAGAUUGUGUCUGUCACUGCCGCAUGUGAAGAGUUGCGCAAGAGUGAGAGCUUUGCCAGUCUCCUAGAGAUUACCUUGCUUGUUGGAAACUAUAUGAAUGCUGGCUCCAGGAAUGCUGGUGCUUUUGGCUUCAAUAUCAGCUUCCUCUGUAAGCUGCGAGACACUAAGUCCACAGAUCAGAAGAUGACGUUGUUGCACUUCUUAGCUGAAUUGUGUGAGAAUGACUAUCCUGAUGUCCUCAAGUUUCCAGAUGAGCUUGCCCAUGUGGAGAAAGCCAGCCGAGUUUCUGCUGAAAACUUGCAAAAGAACCUAGAUCAGAUGAAGAAACAAAUUUCUGAUGUGGAACGUGAUGUUCAGAAUUUUCCAGCUGCCACAGAGGAAAAAGACAAAUUUGUUGAAAAAAUGACUAGUUUUGUGAAGGAUGCACAGGAGCAGUAUAACAAGCUGCGGAUGAUGCAUUCUAAUAUGGAGACUCUCUAUAAGGAGCUGGGUGAUUAUUACCUCUUUGACCCGAAGAAGUUAUCUGUGGAAGAAUUCUUCAUGGAUCUGCACAACUUUAGGAAUAUGUUUUUGCAAGCAGUCAAGGAGAACCAGAAGCGGCGGGAGACAGAAGAAAAGAUGCGUCGAGCAAAACUAGCAAAGGAGAAGGCAGAGAAAGAACGGCUAGAGAAACAGCAGAAGAGAGAGCAGCUUAUAGACAUGAAUGCAGAGGGCGAUGAGACAGGUGUGAUGGACAGUCUUCUAGAGGCCCUGCAGUCGGGGGCAGCAUUCAGGCGGAAGAGAGGGCCCCGUCAGGACAACCCCUUGUGCCCCUGGGAGGAGGAGGAAGAGAAGGAGGACACUUAUAAAUUGCAAACAGGAAGGCCGGGUGUGCAGUUACAUCUGUGCUAGCUACGGAGCUGACCAAGGAUGAUGCCAUGUCUGCUGUUCCUGUCAAGGUGCCCAAGAAAACUGAGGCAGUCCCCACAAUCCUUGAGGAAGACAAGGAGUUAGUUGGCCGUGCAAGCUAAGCUGGGUCCUAUGGCCAUGGCAGCUCCUGAGUGGAGCCCCAGACUGUCCCGCCCUACAGCAUGUGCCUAAAGGCUCAAGGGGAUAUUCCUCUGGGGUGGCCACUCCCACCACCCUAACCCUGUCUUUCUUUCUGGCCUGCUGCUCUCUGAACAUCACAUACAGCUUCAGCCAGAAGAAAAGGGCAGUGUGGGGGAGGCCUGAGCCCAACCCAGCCAACCCUGGCUGUUGUAUUACCAAAGCAGGGUCUGUGUUUGCUGCCUUAACCCUGUCCCCUCUCUGUUACUCAGAGGGCCUCAUCUCAGACAAGGCCCAGCCUGCUUUCUUAGCCCUGACUUUCUAGUGGGCUUUCCCUUAGGUCAAUCUUGCUGAAUUUGUGCUUUUCUUUUGUGGUUUCUCUGGCCCUGAGAACAGCAUGGGGCUUAUGAACCUUUGGGCUAGAUAUAGCCUUUCAUUGCUAUCACCUCUGCUUUUCCCUUCCCUCUCCUGGCUAUUAUUUAUUACUAGUGGUGUGGCAUCAGGAGCUGAUCCUAGGGAAGUGGGAAGCAAAUCCCACUCUUACCCCACCUUCUUGGGAAAGGCCUCCCAAUACAGAAAGGAUCUGGACCACUUUACCUGUUUGGCCAUGGCCCAGGCCAGAGCUUGUCGGCAGGCAGACUGACCAUAGCAGUGUGGGGCCUGUGCCCAGCCUGCUGCCAUGCUUUAUGUCUUUGCCUCUCUGGACCCUGUGUACCACCCCCCAGGCUACCAAGCCAAGGCCUCUCCUCAUGCCUUCCCUGAGAGCUUUGGUGCCUCUCAUCUGGACUAUGGGCUGUAUUGUGACCAUCGCAACACCUCACCCCCUGUCUCCAAGGAAAUGGGAGGUGGAGCCUCCUGGCUGAGAAAUUGUUUUGCAAAUGGAUCUAUUUUUGUAUG